AUGCCGUACCAUUUGGAUACAAGAGAUAGUGGAUAUGAUCCAGCUUUUUCACCUCAGUUCAUUUACCGGGCAAGAAAUCCCAAAGAUUGCCUGGUGUCCUGUUUCCAUUUCCAAAGAAUGAACAAAAUGUUACCCUAUUCUGGAACAUGGGAGGGAUAUUUGAAGAUUUUCAUGGCAGGCAAGGUGGCUUAGGGCUCUUGGCACAGUCACGUAAAGGAUUGGUGGGAAGCAAAAGAUACUUACCAUGUCCUGUAUCUCUUUUAUGAAGUCAUUAAAAAAGACCCAAAGUGUGAAAUCCAGAAGGUAACACAAUUUAUAGGGAAGCAAUUAGACGCUACAACCCUAGACAAGAUUGUGCGUCAUACCUCCUUCGAAGUCAUGAAGCACAACCCCAGGAUCAACGAGCGAAUGUACCCAUCCGUCAUGGACCAAUCCAUUUUUCCAUUUAUGCGAAAAGGGACCAUCGGUGACUGGAAGAAACACUUCACAGUGGCUCAAAAUGAGUGGUUUGAUGAAGACUACCUGAAAAAAAUGUCGGCUUUCACUAUGGAACUCCAAGGACCCUUCUGAUUUUCAUUUCACUUGUUUUCCUGCUAUCAGAGUCUUCCAUGGUUCUCCUCCUUCAGUCCCCACAGUGCUAGAAGUCUGGCUGAUUAAUUGUAACUUAAGCCAUGCUUUCAGGAGCCUCGCUUGUUCUAGUUCUCUAGAUCCUAUAUUUUGUUAAACCAUUUAAAAAACAAUGACUUUUAAGUUGGAAUUUCUGAUCAUUUGGGGAC
Messenger RNA from Pseudonaja textilis, 776 nucleotides. NCBI's taxonomy places the organism in Eukaryota, Metazoa, Chordata, Lepidosauria, Squamata, Elapidae. The record is from RefSeq and is a predicted model, not a curated record.